Cyprinus carpio (common carp) is the source of this 1147-nucleotide messenger RNA. RefSeq names its product cms1 ribosomal small subunit homolog (gene cmss1). Gene Ontology annotation, cellular component: 90S preribosome; nucleus. NCBI's taxonomy places the organism in Eukaryota, Metazoa, Chordata, Actinopteri, Cypriniformes, Cyprinidae. Bases 99 to 980 code for a protein of 293 amino acids. The record is from RefSeq and is a predicted model, not a curated record. The transcript is spliced from 9 exons.
AUUUUGUUUUUGUCGGUAGAUUCGCGAAGUUUUUCUGCCUAGGCGAAUCUGCCGUGCGCAAACUCCAGGCAUGCGAUUGCGGUUUGAGCGUUUGAGACAUGGCUGAUGAUUUGGGAGACGAGUGGUGGACCCAGGGCGACAAUUCAGGUGUGUCAGAGGUAGAGGAGGACACACAGCCACUUGCAGAAGAACAACCAAAGAAAUCUCCAGCAAAGAAAAGGAAGGGUGAAAAACAGGUUCAAGACAACACCAAGAAAAAGAAGAGGAAGAAAACGGAAAAGAAAGAAUGUUUCAUCACACAGGAGAGAUCAGAGGAAAAAGGCGAUAAGGAGUCCAACAAAAACAAGAAGAGAAGAAAGAGGAAGAAAACUAUCACAGAUGUGCUGACGAGCUCCGAGCCUGUGCCAGGCUCUCCAGCUGACCUUGUGAGCCUUUUGAAGAGUCACCACAGCCAGACCCGCUCUGUUAUUGAGCAGGAGGAACUGAUGCUAAGCGAGUCUUGUUUCCUCAGCUCUAAUGACCUUACACAUAGCUUGUCUUCCUACCUCAAAGAAGUUUGUCCAAAGUGGGCCAAAAUACAGAAGCAGCACACCCAGACCCGGUCAGUGGUGUUGCUGAUCGUUUGCGGAUCUGCUCUAAGGACGAUUGAUCUCAUUAAGCAGCUGAUAGCAUUCAAAGGACAAGCUAAAGUGCUAAAGCUUUUCGCAAAACACAUCAAGGUGGAUGAACAGAUAAAAUUACUGAGUAAAGGUGUGACCCAUAUUGCUGUUGGAACUCCUGGGAGAAUUUGUGCUCUGUUAGAGAAAGAGGGUUUGACUACACAAGGACUAAGAUAUCUGGUUCUGGACUGGAAUUACAGAGACCAGAAGCACAGGAGAAUGGUGGAUAUACCAGAGGUGAAAGGAGACUUGCUGAAAAUGAUGGACCAUGGUCUUAUUCAGAGCUGCAGGCAAGGAACAGUUAAAAUAGGACUCUUUUAAACUGAUACUCUGUUCUCUGUUACUUACACAUUCAUGUUCAUUUACUUGUUCAACGUGUAAUAGAGCUAUUGCAAAUGUAUUGUAGUGCCAUAUGUCUGCUGCAAGAGAAAAAUAUUGUGUGUGAAUGUUUUUAUGAUUAUAAAUAAAACAAUCUGAUUGGCCAAAAA